CGAGACCAUCCGUGGAAGUCUUAAAUCAUAGAGACGUUUUUUUUUAAGACAAUCUCCCCUUCGAGUAGUUUGGUAGGGUCGAAAUGAUUCACAAGACGCUUAUCUUGUUUGCAUGAGGAGACCCGAAUACAUUGUUCGGAGGUAGUUAGGCACAUGGACCGAGGGGAUUAGAAGAAGCGUGCUUUUAAAAUGGAUCGUAAAUCGUACUUAAAAUUUGCAGUAACAAUCGUGUUACCCGUGCUGGUUUGAAAGGAGAGGCUUUGAAGGUGAACUGAACGCGUAUGCCAUAAAUGCAACCCAGGGGUUACAACAUAGCUCCGUUUUUUAUUCUUUUUUAAAAAAAAUUAUAUUUCUGGAAAGGAGCCGUCGCUGUGUUAGAAAAAUGUAAGGCAAUGGAUUGACCGUGUGGAUUCAAAGAUCAAAUCUGGAUCCGGAAUGGUGGCAAGGAGUUCAGAUAAUCUUUCCAGCACGGGGGACCCCCUGUCUCAAUCCGUGGGGACAAUCGCCACCCUUAAAGGGAAAAUGAGCAAAAGACUAUCCAUUGUGAAAGGACACUUCCCCAAACUGAUAGACUGUGCUCACUUCCACUAUGAGAAUGUGGAUUUCGGGCCUAUCCAGUUGCAGUUUGCGAACGAUCCAAGCAAUGACUGUUGGACGUUGUCUCCUGCCAAGGAUGCUGUCUUUCUGGUGCAGGUCUCAUGCCAGGGUAAGACCUGGCUGGUCAGGAGAACCUACGAGGAGUUCCGAACGUUGGACAGCCACCUCCACCAGUGUAUCUACGAUCGCAGAUACUCCCAGCUGGACCAACUGCCUCCCAUUGAAGACAUUGAUGAAACAGUGGAUAUUCCACGGCUUUCUGAGUAUCUUGGACGUCUCUCCAUGAUUGUGGACAAUAAACUAAAUUGUGGACCCGUGCUUACAUGGAUGGAGAUUGACAACAGAGGGAACCAAUUCCUGCUGAAAGAAGAGGCUUCCCUCAACGUCCCUGCCAUUGGAGCUGCACACGUCACCAAGAGAUACACAGCUCAAGCGAAUGAUGAGAUCUCCAUUGAGGUUGGCGAUAUCUUAUCUGUGAUUGACAUGCCACCGAAGGAGGAAACUAGCUGGUGGAGAGGGAAACACGGCUUCCAGGUUGGGUUCUUCCCAAGUGAGUGUGUGGAGCUGAUCAAUGAGAGACUGUCCCAAUCUGUCUCUGCACCAGUCCCUAAACAAGAUUCUGACAACUGCAGCUCAAAGGCAGGAAUUGUUAGUGUCCCUGGACCAAACUCCCCUUCUUCAGUUUCUAAGAAGCACGGGAAGCUGUUGGGGUUCCUUAGAACAUUCAUGAAGUCGCGGCCUAGUAAACAGAAGCUGAAGCAGAGAGGGAUUCUGAAGGAGAGGGUGUUUGGCUGUGACUUGGGAGAGCACUUGCUAAACUCUGGCUACGAAGUCCCACAGGUUCUGAGUUGCUGUUCAGAGUUUAUCGAGAAACACGGGGUCGUGGACGGGAUUUAUAGACACUCUGGAGUCUCCUCAAAUAUUCAGAAGUUACGCCACGAGUUUGACAGUGAAAUCAUCCCUGAGCUGACUGGUGAACUCUACAUGCAGGAUAUCCACUGUGUGGGAUCCCUGUGCAAGCUCUACUUCCGGGAGCUCCCUAACCCCUUGCUCACCUACCAGCUCUAUGACAAAUUUGCAGACUGCAUGACUGUUAUGAGUGAAGAGGAGAGACUGGUUAAAGUCCAUGAUGUUAUUCAGCAGCUACCACCACCACACUAUCGGACUCUUGAGUUCCUGAUGAGGCACUUGUCCCAACUGGCAACACGAAGCAAAGAAACCAACAUGCACAUUAAGAACCUUGCCAUCGUCUGGGCACCAAACCUGCUCCGUUGCAAGGAGAUUGAGUGUGUGGGGCUGAGUGGGACAGAUGCUUUCAAGGAGGUACGCAUUCAGUCCGUGGUGGUUGAGUUUCUUCUGAAUCACGUGGAUAUUCUCUUCAGCGAUUCCUUUACCUCAGUAGGAAAAUCCUGUGCAGGACUCUGUUCGUUGACUAGGCCCAAGUCCUUUGUGGUCUCCUCUCUGUCCUCUCGACUGCUGUCUCUGGAAGAGGCUCAAGCCAGGACCCAGGCCCACCUCCUCUGCUCUGCACAGGCCGGCCUUCUCACACUGCAGGCAGAUCCGAUGACUUUCCAAGGGAAAUACCACACAGUUAUUGACAUACCUGCAGAAAGGAGGAAGAGCGGUAUGAAGGUGAGGAAAUCGGCAGGUGGAAGCUGGAGAGCCUUCUUUGCCAUCGGUAAAACGCCAGGAUCCCAGCGGAGAAAAUCUGCACGAGUUGGAUCGCUGUUCCAGGCUUCACAGGCUGAAAUGGGAACGCGGAUUGAAACCGUGACACUCCGGUCAGCUAAGAGUGAAGAAUCUCUUUGUUCUCAACACAGUGGGGCUGGCCUCUCCAAGCAUCAGCGUCUGCGUCGACCUCGGUCCAGUAGUGAUGCCCUCUCCGUUACUAUGGAAACAGAACUUCUGUCCACCCUGAAGCACUGCCGCUCCUACGACAGUGUUCAGGCUGAGGACCCCGAGGGUGUUUACAUGCUGCCUGACUUUUCCCACGAGGCCUCACUGUGGCUGGCAGAGGACGAGAUGGACUUCAGCCCUACUUAUUUAGAUGAGGCUGGCCUGGAAUUGGAACCCCUGACCUUCCGUUGCGGCCCACAGCGGCUUAUCACUGAAGACCCCGACUCCCUGAUGAACCAGUCAGAAGUUGCUGUAAGGAAAAGCUUUAUUAAUCAGCCUCCUCAGCGAGUUCAGUCAUGCUGCCAGCAGCACAAGACUUCAGCCGUAAUGAACCCCUUGACCCAGACUUCAGAGAUCACCAGCCCUGCCCCUGAGAAGCUCAGCAAAUCAACCUCUUUUACCAGGAAGAUGGUUCACGCCCUUUCCCCUAAAGGCAACAAGUCCCCACCGAUGGAUAUCUCUGAGCCAAUCUCCAUCACAGUGCCUGCUAAAGUUCUGGAGAUGAUUGGUGGAAGGGCUGGAGAGUUCCAAAGUGCAAGUGGAGCUCAGAACUUGGCUACUGCUGCUGCCCAACCCCCUCAGAUGAUCUCUAUGCUGUUGAGGUCAUGUGAUAUUCAGCUCACCGAGAGCUGCCAACAGGAAAUCAGGAGUAAGCUGUCCUUCACAGAGUCAAAGGUCAAGGGCCACUCUGUCCCCAGUUUCCAGUUAUCGGAACACUCUAGUGUGAUGGACCAUUCACAGCUUCAAGCAGGCUUUUUGAUGGCAGCCGCCCCACUGCCUUCCCAGGUGCCUCCGCCACCUCCUCCGAAAAACCCUGCCCGGCUGAUGGCCCUAGCCCUGGCAGAGAGCGCCAACAAGGCUAUGAAGCAGAGCCAGCGAGAGCCCCGCCCACAGGGAGGGGGAGGGGCUUCCUUAGAGGCGCGAUUCAUGAGGUCUCUGUCGGUGGACUCCAACGAAUGCGUCUCUUCGGUGGCCAACCCUUUGUACUCCACCGUACAGUCUUUGUCUGUGUGGAAGCCUGAGCGAGGGCCCCAGCUACAGAGCGAGAAAGGAGACUCCGACGGGCAGAAGCACAUCCGGAGCCAGCCGCAGGAAUCUGGUACCUUUUCAUCCCAGACCUCUCUCUCCGAGUCUGGAGCAUCCACAGGUAGUUCCUCUGCCGAAACGGAUUCACCCUACAAACCUCCUCAGCCCAAGGUUCCUUCAGCUACGGCUUGCCAGCCACAAGACAAGCCCCCAAGCUCUUCUAAUCAAGCUGCUACUACUUCUUCUUCUGUACCAGAGUUGAACGUUGAAAACCAGCUUCCCAGCAAGAAGCCACCAGCCUAUUCCAGACAGUUUUCUGCCCCCCAUCUUCAACAUAAGCACCCUGCCCCUCCCGCCAAGCACACUAACCACCACCACCAUCCACAAUUCCAUCACUCGAAAUGCAAGAGCUCUCCUAUCAUUCACAGCUCCUCUCACCUAAGAGCCUUCCAGCCAGCCAGGCCAAAAGUGCCCCCGAAGCCACCAGAACUGAACGCUGGGUUUCCACUGCAUCGUAAUGAGAGCUAUUCCAGGCGAUCUCAAGACCAGGCAAGACCCAGAAUGCUUCUCUCAUCACAGUCCACGCCUCCGUUUUCCAGGAAUGAUUCGGAAGGAGUUUGCUAUGUGGAUCCAAAAACCCACAGUCAUUUGGAUCAAUCCAGGGGGUUUGCCGCUUCCUCGGUUCAGGUCUACCACAAUAGAGCUAGCAGUAACCCCCAGAUAUUCGCUGGGAGGUCAGAGGACCAAGUCAAGCACGAAAACUUUUACUAUGAGAUUGCGCCAGAGCCCUCCUUUGUACAGAUCCCUAGAUACAAUUAUCAGAAUGUUGGAAACCAGAUGGCGCUUGAAGGAGUUCCCUACCGCCUUCCCAGGCCUGGGUUCGAACAUGCCAUUGCGGACAGGCAUUUGAGGAGCCAUGACAUUUCAGUUAGACCUCAUCUUUGGACUGGUAUCUCGCAGAACCUGAACCCUACCGUGGAUCGAUCCUUAGCCAUGCAGGGCAAUGCUGGUUACACACAAAUAGCUGGUGUUCCCUACUCCACAGUGCCCCAGGAAAGCCCUGCACAUCAGCCCUCUGCAUCCUUUAGAAUGGUUCCUGUCUCUCGGACUGAGGGGGCUCCUAAUCAGGGGACCUCUACCUACCAGAGAAAUCUCUACAGGACCCAGCGGUCCCCUUCUGCAGAUCUCUCAGCCUCACAGCUACACCCCUACUUUGAAAAUGGGAAAGUCUGUUACAGGUACCUUGAAGAAGGGGCCGCCCAUGAAGGUGAGACCAGGGUCCUUCAAGAUUACCGGCCUCAGGCUGCUGUGUCUGCCCCAAAGCCUCCCAGACUUCAAGAGCAACCAGAGCCAAUAUAUGUCAAUUUUCCUUUCAACCCAGGCAAAGCCUGGACAACAACCAACUUAGAUGGAGACCAACAUUCAGAGCCACCCCCAUCUGGGAGCUCCAAUGAUAGAUCUGGUACAGAGCCUCCUUUAGUCUUUGAAGAGAAUAUCGCAAGUCAGGAAUCUUCAUCUGACCCCUGGCAGAGGGCUGGCAGUUCAGUGGUAUCUCAGUACGAUAACUUUUCUCCAUCUCUGGAUGAGAAACCACAAGGUUCAGAUGCAAUCCACUUCAGGAGCAAGUCGGAUCCUGGAAACGGCGGUAUUGAAGGUCCUGGAGAGUUGCAAAAUCUAGAGGAAAAAGAUCACGUGAACCACCCGACUGAAACGCCUGCGUCUGAAUCUGGAAGCGAUGGAGCUUCAAGGUGUCUUGCGACGCUGUGCGAGAUGCCCUCUCAUCCCCAACAACAGCAACAUCAGCACCUACAGCAGCAACAGCAAAGAGCUGGCUUCAAUGUCUAUGCCGCAGGUCCAGUGAAGCCCCAGUGGGAUGGCAAUCCUUUUGCACCAAGAGGCACCCACACUCUGCGGGAGGAGCCUCUAAGGAGGUCCUCUUCUUCAGCCGGGCACUACAGCCAAGCAUUUGAUGUCAUGCCUUCCGGGGAUCAGGUUCUUAAGUUCUACAGGGCAGCGCAGGUCGCUAUGAACCACCCUCACCCAAGGAGCUGUGUUUCCUUCACCCCGAAUCCAGCUCGUGCUAAAUCAAGCCCGUCUUGCAGCACCAGGCAACCGGAGCCAAACUUCAGACCUACCUAUUCCAAUCAAGUUUCCAUGGUAACGGAGGAAUCUGCUGUUCGAACUCCUUUUACCAGCAUGGCGCAGCUUUCUCUGACAACGACCACAUCUCCAAGAGGGCCCCAACCCCAGCUUGGCUUCAACCCUGGAAUCCUCCGCACUCAGCAAUAUAACGCUUGCCAGUUUAAUUCCAGUGCUGUACCAGGACUCCCUCAGUAUGGGAAUGUACCCAGGAGAGAGGGGCUGGUCUCCACACUGGAUCCGUCUUUCCGUCCAGUCCUCCGGACACCAGCAGGUGUAGUCCGACAGGGCAGUUUACCAGCCCCAAACUGGACUGUCCAUUCAGAAGGACAGACACGGAGCUACUGCUGACUGACUUGUAGAAACUAAACCAUUUACUUCUUCGACACUAACUGUUUGGGAGAUGCGUUGUAUAUACUAAUUCACCCAUGGGAGCUGGGACUUUUUUUUUUAUAUAAUAUAAUUCUGGCCCAAUAUUGCAAUAAUCCCCCUCCCACAAGAUAGCCCUUGAGUAAAUUCACUACCAAGGUGUAAUAUGACCAAGACUUAACUCUUUAAAAACUGCAGACCAGUAUACAGACCUAGGAAAGAUAACACCACUCAAAAUUGCAGAAUGCAAUAGUAUUGAAUAAAUAUAACUCCACUCAAAACAGCACAGUACACUAAUUACAAUAUACCAGUAUGUAUUUUUCAUGGCCAUUUUUUAUUAUUAUUUUUAAGUAGAAGACAGUAAAACUGUUUGAUCCCAGGGUAUCGUUUCUAGAGUCACUUUGUGCCGGAAGAGACUUCUUACCACCUAUCAUGAGCACGCCAUUGCUCGCAGAAGUCCCUUCUGCUUUUUCUAUUGAACUUGGCUCGGAUGAAACUAGUUUUCCUGUAACACCCUUAUAGGUCACUCACUGCUGUUACAUGUAAUAGGAACCCUCCUGCGCUGUACACUGCCGCUCAGACUGCAUGUGGUGAGGGUGGUCCUAUUACCGGUAACUCAGGAAAUUAACAUUUGGAGAGUACUUAUGUAUUAUGGCCAAACAAGGACUUUACUGGAGUUGAAGAGAAAAUAAAGUCAAAGAAUAACAUCAAAUUAAAAACGUUUUUUUUAUUGAAAAUAAAACCUUUUGAAAAAAUUAAACAUUUGCAGACGAGGGUUUGCUGUAAAGUGUUUUGGAACUACAUAUAAACCAUUCCAAUUAAUAUAUGAUAACAUUUCUGCACACCUUUUAGACUUGCUCACACAGAACAUGUAAGAAUAUGAAAAGGUACUCGGUUUACCUGCAUUGCACAUAUUCUAUGCAGACUACAGCCUUGUUUUUGUUUCAGGAAUAUAUAUAUAUAUAUAUAUAUUGGGACUCAAGGCCAAUUUCCCCAGCUCCUGCUUUUCUUCUUCUAUUGUUUUUUUCACAGUAAAUGUAACUAUCCAUUUUAAUAGUAUUGUAAUUAUGUAUGUAACAAGGAAAAGCACAUUUUGAAACUGUAAUGGAAGUUCAUCAUUUUCGACCUGCUUGAUAUCCUGCAGCCCUAAUAGAAUCCAUAAUGGAUUCUACCUUUUUAGUAGAAUGUCUGUUUUAGCCUAACAUUCAAUAAAGCUGCUGUGUAUUUUAUACAUGGUUUUAAUAUGGCCAUUUAAGUGCAAUGGGUUAUGGGAAAUGUAGUCCGUUUUUAAUCAGCCCCAUGUAAUGGCCGCCUUAACAUUCCACUCUGUCAGUACCUCUUACUCUGAACAUCUCUCUGUAUUAGGAUGAGCUCUUUUAAUAAAAAUGUUUGGUUUUUUUUUCAA
Acipenser ruthenus (sterlet) is the source of this 7432-nucleotide messenger RNA. Its product is annotated as rho GTPase-activating protein 33-like. Bases 436 to 6009 code for a protein of 1857 amino acids. The record is from RefSeq and is a predicted model, not a curated record. NCBI's taxonomy places the organism in Eukaryota, Metazoa, Chordata, Actinopteri, Acipenseriformes, Acipenseridae. Gene Ontology annotation, biological process: small GTPase-mediated signal transduction. Gene Ontology annotation, molecular function: protein binding; GTPase activator activity; phosphatidylinositol binding. The transcript has 22 exons. Gene Ontology annotation, cellular component: nucleoplasm; actin cytoskeleton; fibrillar center.